This is a messenger RNA of Spirometra erinaceieuropaei, 14228 nucleotides long. Lineage: Eukaryota; Metazoa; Platyhelminthes; Cestoda; Diphyllobothriidea; Diphyllobothriidae. The record is from the annotation of a GenBank genome assembly.
AUGUCUGUCAUUUUCAGCGUUGGCAAAAAAAGUGCCAAUAUUGUUAAAGGCAAGGACAGAAGUGCCGCCAGGAGGCGUAUGGAGGGGACUGCCAGCACGGGGAAUUUGUAAGUAUUUGCCAAACUUUUAUUUCAUUGAGCACUUGUCAAUAUUCCGCCUCCCCAUUCUACGGCAAUUUCUGAAAAUAGCUUUCCCUCGGUGUCGACAGUCAGGUGGACAUUGCGUGUUUUUCCAGCUAUUGCGUUUUUAGAUAUUUGUCGUAAUUUUUCUAUCUAGCGACCGCUCUCCACGCAGUCUAUUUAACGAAUUUCCAACCGACUAGUUGAAGUGAGCGGUGAAAUACACAAAUAAACUCUCAUCAAAUUAUUGUUUACUGGAAUUCACUACUUUAGGAGAUUUUCAGGUUUUUAGGGGACAUACAACUUGUAAGUUAGUAAGUAAGUAACUUGUAGUAACAAAAACCUAGUGUCCUGAUGAUGCGUUGAAUGAGCUGGAGUCUUAGAUGGGGAAAAAUAUGAGACUGCAACACAGCUUUGCACCCACAGUUUUGCAACAAAUGGAGGUUGCCUCAGCCACGCAGGAUCUUGACAUACCUUCAACUAUGAGAAAUAGGAUAUGCAUUCUAGUCGGAUUUUGGCCAAUAAGGUAAAACCAGACACCUUUGACAGAACGAUCGUAGGCGUGGCAGGCGAAGCUUUCAAAGAACUAAAAUGUUAAAGCCCAGAGAUGUUUAGCGCACAAGAUCGUCAGAAUACGGGACAGUUCACUUAGAUCUCCUGUGUCAGUAGCCAUGUGUACUCUACUUCGUCUUAAGUGUUUCUUGGGAAACAUCCAAGUGGGCAGAUUUUGAUGUAGGGGAGUAUUCGUGUAUCGUAGAAAACAGGCAGCCAUCUAUAAACUGAUCAGCCGAUCAACAAAUCUGUGGUUGCUAAUUUUUGUGAAACAUCGAAGUUUGAAAUUUUUCCAGUGAGAUCACGACGUACCGAAAAGGUGGUCAUCGAUCUGUCUUGACUGCAGGGCGAAAAUGCCCUCACAUUUUACCCUGCAACUGUGAGCAUGCAAAUGCCGUAGGCCACGCGAGCUGGAAAUAAACGGCUGCUGACGAAAAAUGAGCAGGAUGCGACUACUCUGGUAUCCUCGACUUUGUUGGCUACAAGUCUCGGAUUCGGAGCCAAUAUACGACGGCAAAAAUUUGGCUGUAUAAUAUUCGAAGGCUUGAAUGUAUAAAUCCCAACCACUUUAAUGGGUGCACGCAGACCUGACAUAGCUUGCAGAAUGGCCUAGCUCCAUUGCCUCGUGGUGGAGGUGGCGACCUGCAAUUAACUGCCAGACCAGAACAUCUAUGUUAUUAUGGCCAAAAAGGUCGAUCGUGGUAAGUGACGGGGUCCACCACUGCAUCGCACGGGGCAGCGGUAACUUCUGCGCGGAUUCACUGCUGUGAGGAACACUUGUGCAGUGUCUACCGCGCCUCACUGUUCCCACGUCCACAUCUACCGUUGGCAGACCAUCUUUGCUGUCUUCUUUCUUUGAACUUUGGCGAACAGACAAAUGCCACUGGUUGACGCAACUUUCAGAACGAUAUGCAAUUUUAAGAGCAACCCACCGGGAUCACAGAAGUCCUGAGGGAAUUGGAGCUGCAUGCCAUCUCGACCUUGGGUUGCCAACUGAUGCCAGAAGUUGUGAUUAGUGAAAUUUUCUCUCUCGAAGUCUCGAUACGAUAAAAGUAAGCACUCUGGUCUGUCGAUAAUCAGACUCGGACUGCGCAGCCUUAACUCCACUAGACGUAGCUGUACAGCCCUCUGAUCAAUUAGUUAUCCAUACACAGCCCAUAAGCCGUGGCGGUAUUAUACCGAGGCAAAGGUUGUCCGUUACCAAUGGAGAUAGAUAGCGUGAAGGAGACACGAUCUUUGAGAUAACAGCUGUAUUAGCCUGACUUUUCGGGUUUCUGCUCGAACCCGCCAUCAAAGGCAAACACAGAUACGGGUCUGAUGAUGGGUUCGAGCAGGACCCCGAAACGUCAGGCUAAUAAAGCUCUUGUUGCAGCGAUCGUGUCUCCUUCUUCAUGAAUGCUUCUUGGGCCUCGUCUUCUCGAUUCUACUGGCAGGGAAAAAUACCGUCCUGAGCAGUGGUGUGUCGGUGAGGUGGAUGAAGACGUCAGAUUUCGAAUCCUGUUGCCGUGCGCAACUAUCCCACCGUAAAGCCGCUCACACGCACUGACCCGGCUUGCCGAAGAUCCAUGACGCCGAAAGAGGCUCUUUCAUGCCCCAAUUAACGGCAGGAACAUCAACGGAACGAUGUCUGCCAUUACGGAGCGAAGGAAGCUAAAACAAAAUGUCCAAUUUAAAAGUGUAUAGUGAUGUUGGCGCGACCUCGAAAUCAGGGUUGGCCCUAGAUAUUACUGUAGUCAUUAGAAUGGUCGAUCCCUAGUGACUACGGAUAAUUUUGUGGCGGGGGAUAACAAGGGCAAGAUGCGGGUUUGGCCGCUGUGGAUAGAAAGUCCGCAGGAAUUCCAAGUUUUGGCCUUUUGAAGGCUUUUGAAUCCUCUUUAUAAAAUGAUCUAUUUUAAUAACAGUACUCAUACUUGAAGUUGUCCGCCACAAGUCAUGCGGACCACUAUUGUCCCGGAUGGGACUCGGCAAUGACUUGCGCGACAUCUUCAUCGUUCCAGUCUCCUCGCGCAGUCCGUGUUCUGCUAGCAAGAAAAUGGGAAGACGGCCGGGGAUGGGCGUGGGCGAGGUGACUGAUAAUACUUAUCCGCUCGUCUGUGCGUGCUCCACACGGUCUCUGCAGAGGCAGACCGCAGUGCGAGGAUUUUUUAAAUAAAUUAGGCGGGAGUAACACUAAUACUGUAUUAAGAAGACUUUGCAGCCUUAUCUGAUAAGACCGAAUUAAUCCGUCGAGUGGCCGUCUUCCACGUUACAUUUGUUACUUUGAUGUAAGCUUCCUGCGGUUCAGAUUUACUAUAACGAGAAACUCGUUGAACUGCCAGAACGGGACAAUCAUGCUGCACCACUGAUGCCACUGUUUCUGUAUCUCAUGCAAUGGUUCCUCACCCAAGCCUGUCGGGGAAUCGUGUUGGGAUUGCCAGCUCCAGCUAACGUAGCGUGAACCUCAGUCUGCCGUGUGUACCAGGCGCUCACAAGGCAGAUUCAGCACAGCAAGUCGAGCAGUUGCCAUUGUCCAGGGACUGUGACCUGCGUAUGACCGAAUGGCCUGCGUGACUUAACCUUUUCACUAUGCGCGCCCGCUCUGCUUAACCGCGCCAGUUUUGCUUUUAAUCCAAUCCUUUGUGGUUUCUUGGCCUUGAUUAUGAUAACGUUUCGCGAAUCCGAAGCAGAUUUGCACCGGUGUCCACUGACCUCUAGGAAUUUUGUUUACCCAUUUGUGUGCGCAUGUGCGAAAAAAGCUUCCCUGAGUUUCUAACUGCUGAAGCAAAUGCACCUGUGAUGUCGCAGUUAAUGAUGCACAGGUAAUAUUCUGGCUUGGUUUGCAUCGGUUAGUUAGAAUACCUUCACUAGUGGUCGUUUACCUGUGUGCCAGCUAAACAAUUCCACAAUUGCAAAGCUCCUGAAGGCUCGACGGAGGCCACUUAACGCGUGUUUAAAGUGGCAAGCAGACCUUGACGUCGUAUUGAGGCGGUAAGCUGGAACGCUGACUGAUAAGGCAGCUUACCAAAGUUAGCAAAUUGAUCGUUUGCACUGUCAUUGCAUUGGGCCAAUUCCGGGUUUGAAUUUCGCUUGCGAUUAGGGUAACGAUACUCCGAACACCAGCCUUGACCCGAACUCCAACCUUACCUAGCUCCUAAUCAGUCAGGCCUCUAUGGCGUUUUGCUUAUCCGGCGUCCCCACCUGCGUUUUCACUCGGGACAUACCUGACUAUCCCACGCUGCCUCCACGGAGUACACAAUGGUUGCAGAGUGUUAACCACUGCCUUGGUGAACGCACAUGGUUACAGCAAAUCACAGUUACCCGCUGCAUACGGGGUCAGUUAGACUUUCGUAAGGAUUCCUUCGUUGACAGGCUUGAGGAAUGGUACGCUUAAAUAAACAAGCGACAACUACCAGGGGAUCAAUUUUCUCUCCUUUCUUAGGCUGCAUUUUCGCUAAAUCUGCUGCCGUCACUGGUGUGGCCCCAAUCCCCUCCACAUACCAGUACCUCUGACUUCUUGAUCAAUUUCAGGGACGGGGUAGUGGUGACAAGGUUUUGUAGCCCCAUAGAAUGAUUAAUGAGUGGGGGCGCAUGGACGAGACAAUCCAGAAGUGGUCCUCGCACUGAAUAGAAGAGUAGUCGCACUGAGGGCGAUGCUUGGCAGAACGACCCGAAAACCAGAUGGGUCAUUGUUCUGUUAAGUGUGCCGGGCUGUCUGUUUCGUAAGUAACAACACGCUUACAGACUUUCUGGUUACUAUGCACUUAUAGGCUCUAAUUGCCUGCAGUCAGCGGCCGAUCUCACGAAAUGUUAACCGAAAUCCUCAGAUGUGUUUUCAGUUGCGAAGAGGUACAAAAGUAGACUUGUAAUAUGAAUUAUCGUGUAGCAAAAUCCAAAGGUACUUCUUUCCCGUCAAGAUGCCGUCUUAUGAAUGCGCUUACUCCUUGCUGUCGGCUAAAACCGUACUUGGCAGAAAUGGCAACCUGAGUAGUGUAAAGAUUUCCAUUGGUUUUCGAUACCCCUAUAAAUUAAACCAAUUUUUGGUAAGAUGUGGUUUGGUAGCCCCACCGGAUGAACACAAUACUGGUGGGGUUGUGGUUAAGGGUUGAAGUUCAGGGUCAAAGGGUUAGGGGUUAGCGCAACCCUUUAUCAACCAUUCAAAGUACAACCGCGCAUUCCCAAUAACUCUUCUUUUGCACAAAACUACUUGACCUCGUAACCUGUGCGUCCCCCAGCCCCGCAUGUAAAAACCCCUAUGACCACCGAUCCCGUAUUACAGGUGACUGGGGUUUUCUUUCCUUCAGGUGGGGCUACAUCAGCACAUCCGACCCAUUUUUUUAGGAAAUAUGCACUCAACGUGCUUUCUUUUUCCUAUUUUUUCAACAAAUCGCGUCUUAUUCAAAGUACGAGGUCGAAGGAAGGUUCUAUUUAGGUUUCUAAGAUGUUCUUUAGUUCUCGAGUAAUUUUGGGCUAGAUCUGCCGUUGCGUAAGAGAUUGGGCUUGACAGCUUAGGAGCCAUAUAAGUUCCACAUAAGGAACAACACACGUAUCUCUAUGUCGUUAAGCGGAUACCAUAAAGGACUCACGAAAUUUUGCCCUGAACGCGACUAUGUUAAAUACUUCAUAAGCAGUGCUAAUAAACGGACAGAUAGGGUGCUACUCAGGGAGAAAUGUCAUGGUCAUAAAAGUCUAACGUUUAGGAAUUUUAUUACAACCGAACUAUAUCUUUCAUUUGGGUAAAGAAGACCGAAUUUACUACUAAAAGAGUACCAGAAAAUACAGUGUCGUGAAUAUUUCAUGCUAAAAAUAUUCGAAUUAUAAAGGGCACCAAAAAUUAUCUUACAAUCAUGCCAGAUAAGUAAUGCAUUUUGCCGAGUGUGAUUUAUUCAGACGACCAGGAAGAAGCUGAUGCAAAAACCGGCAUCCCGGCAAGACCAAAAUAUUUAGGCAGAAUGCUAUUACCGACACAGACAAGGGAGACUGGAAUGGCCAUUUCUGGCUUAUUAGCCGUCGUCAGCCAGCCUACCACUAAAAUAUUUCUUGACUGUGCGUCACGAUAGCUCAUACGACAAGCCCGCUUAAGCUAUCCUCCUUAAUUGAAAACGUACUUGAAAAUUUCGUUUAACAUUUCAUGAGAUCGGUCACCCAGUGUCUUUUUGAUCGAGAAAAAUCACUACGGGACCUUGGAAUUGCUUCAACUCACUGCUACAAAUGAGCGGUAAAACCGCAGAACUGACCCAGCAUCCAAAUUACUCUAGUUGAAAAUGGGCAAAUUUUAGAAGAUUAAUGUCCUGACAGAUUUGGUGCUUCGGGGUAGCCCAGUCUAACCCAUUUAACACAAAAAAUAAGCAAACAUUAAACUAGCAUUAGCACAAGCUGGGAUGGAUCGUUUCGAUCAGGGCUUAGCUACGAACGUCCCACACAGUGCGCGACCAAAUUAUGAGCACCAUGGACAGAUUAAACCAAAAAAACAGUCAUGCUUCAUCUGCUACAUUUCUUGGGACAAAUGAGCCUGUAAACACGUACGUCAAACUGGAUGAAAGCUACAGAUUGGCUUGCGCGAAGAUAUAUGCUUAGCUUGACAUGGGAGCCGACUGACGGUUGUGGUUGCCCACUGCCUGGGGCAGAAUCUCAACUUUCAUUUUGUUGCAAUACUGAUACCCGGACGAACUGCAAGUGGGAUCAUACUGGGUAAUAGAGUCUUGAGAAAUGCUCCAAACACGCAAAACGAAUGAGUCAAACUGGCUCCAACAUGCCAAAUGUAUGACGUCUGGUGAGAUCGUUGCGGCCCAAAUCAUAAGGGAUUGGAUAGGUUAGUAUGCAAUGUUCUUUCCUUUUCUCUAUUUAGAUACUUCUUGUUUCUCGUUUGCAAGUUGCUCUUCCCGUUUAACGCAUUUUGUUAUUUCUUUUUUAGGCCCACUGAAAUACCAACGCGAGUCUAUGAUCCCUCUGUCGACACCGUUGUUUGGAAUACCAAAGUGGCUGGAAGUCUCCAGAGCCUUGUAUUCAGUUAGUUAAAUGCACUCUUUUCCAAUGUAAUCAUUACUAAUGCAACACUAGAACACAAGGUACGUGAGUGCGAUAAGGCUUGCCAUCGUCGAAAAAGAACUGCUAAUCCUUAGAAACGGCUGGGCAUUAACCGGCAGUUGCCAUCAAAUCAAUCUGCCUAGGAACUUAUGGGUUUAAGUAUUGGCCUCAAGGGCGGCCACUCUGAGUAAAGUAUAUUUUGUUGAAUUUCCCAUAGUCGACGAUUUACGAAUAUAUGUACUUAGCAAAAGCCUCACAAUAAUCUAUGCAUUAAGGAGAUUCUUGUCAACAAUUUUGGGGUCCAUAUUUGGAGACUACUGACGUGGUUGUUAAGACCGUUUUCUCACCAUAUCUAUGCGUUAGAGAUUUGGUUUGCGCGGUUUUUUGAAGAAGUCUUAAUAAUUUUUCCAGAAUUCUACAAAAAUUGUUUUAUAUCCGGAAAGUCUAUCGGGAGAUAAUGAAAUUUGUUUGCGUGCAGUUAAGAUGGAGUGUGCUGAGGCGUAGACAGAUAUUCGUCAUUCGGCAGAACCGAAAUCACAAGCAUAGGAAGAAUCAUAUUUGAUAAAAAAUGAUCCUAACGACGCCGUCAUAUGAGUACAGAAUUGUUUAAAAUCGAUAUUCUUGCAUAGUAACAGACUUCGUCUAACUUCUCAGACUUUAAUAAUUUCUUAAAAUAGAAAGUAUUUCUUUACAUCAGCUCGAAUGCUGCUCCAGUUUUGACUGCUUUUCGACACGACUUGAUCCUCAGUGUGACCGGCAUUCGGCCAAGCUGCGAAUGUGCCGUCACGAAUGAAUCGAUAAAGUGACCUGUGUUUUUAAAAUGCUUCUCAAGGCAAUUGAUCUUUGGGACUUUUAGUAGGAUUGGUGAGUGCUGCGUCGAUCAACGAAGCAAAUCCUCAAAACGUGGGAACUCUUGUUCUCAAAGCUCGAACAUCCAGAAGAAGGACCCACCUUUUAAUGACGCGUUCGUUUCCGCCAAACCAGCCGUUGCUGCACAAUUUCACGAAUACAGAUUCCAUUCUCUAAAGUACCCAGUACAGGAUUGAGGAGAAGAAUAAGAUCGGGACUUCCAAGCCCGCUUUCUGUUAAGGGAAAAAUGAAAUAUUCAAGAUGGAUACAUAUAUAAAAGCAAGCCGAAUACGUUGAAUCUCAUUUUACCUCUAAAUCGCGGAAGUCCUCCAAAUGUAAACGACUUUUAACAAUUUAUGAGGACUUUAAUACACAGUAGUGUACUGUAAGCAUGCAUACCUACAAACAUCAGUGUAAUAGCAACGCUAGAUCUCAUGUUUUGCGUAUCGAACCACCAGGCGACGCCUGAAGCUACAGCUGUGUUUAAAAUAAUUGGAGAUCUAACUCGAGAGAUAGACCACUCCAAAAGGGUAUAAGAUAAACGUAGUCACCCUCCAAGCGAUUACCCAAACCUUGUCGAUUCGUCUAGAUUGACACAUCGGCAGAAAAUGAAAAGUGUGUGGCUCGAACACAACCAGUAUGAGAUGGACAGGCGCCGCAGAGGUAUUAACACAGAGUUAAAAAUCCACUUCGAUACUGAACGUUGUCGGCACAUACUGUACUGAUGGACAGUACAGGUACGUUGGCAGACCGAAUAGGUUGCCCUCGUCCCCCUGUCUUCCUAUGGUGCGAUAAGAGGCGGUUAGCAUGAAUAGGAGAACACCUCGCCCAUCAUACCUUCAAAAUUACGUUGUGUGGCUUUGAUGACAAACUCUAUACUGGGCGUUGGUUGACGCUUAUGCUUUGCAAGAUAACCUCCAUUUCCCAUUUGCGCAAAAAUGUCUGCCGUCCCUGCCACUAUUCGCAUAAUCCCUGUACUACACUUUCAAUGCAUACUAACAUUCGAUUAUUAUGUGAAGGAACUAAAUCUGCCCAUGCAACUGAAAAAGUUCUAAUUUGUGACCUUAAAAUAUUUGCAAGUUAGAAAACAAAAGAAUCCCUUCUUGACGAAAGCCUACCAGUCGUACUACAAGAUGUUUAUAGUAACUUCGAUGGGCCGCAGCAACUUGUUGUGAAGACAGCCCCAGCAACGUAUUCUAAGUUAUCAUCUAAAAACAACACAAGUCGAAGUAGGCAGUGGAUACUUUUUAUCCUUUGAACGUUUAGUUGACGGCGCUGCACAUGCAAAUCAAUAAGGUUCCUUGGCGAAGCCAGAAAUAUGUUAGGGCAUAGUUGGUGGAACGUUAACUUUAACCCAGGAAAUCAUCUCCCGUUCAUUUUUAUCGAAGCAAUGCAUGGUCAAGCUAAUCAAAACAUACAGUUCGUGACCUAAUACGUGAAAGGCCGCGGACUUCGCACAAAAAGCCCUUAUAUGACAAGGCCCGCCCGCCCGCCCCGUUAAGUGAGCUCAGAGAGGGUCCGUAUUUUCUAGUUAACUCACACUGUCUUCUUGAAAUAAAUCUGAAUAAGGCGAAGUCGACGAAAUAUGAAGAUUCUAAUGACUUAUUAAAAUUCCGCAACCUCUUAUUCUAUUGUGCACGGCCACUGCACAUCCCGAAGAUAAACUGUCUUAUAAGAAAACGGCCUAGGUGAAUCAAAGGUGGUUGAUCUGACGUGCGGAUGGUCAUGAUGUGAGCGUGGGCUGCGAAGCUGCAUAGGCAAAGGAGUUCGAAUUACAGCGAAACCUUGUCAUGCGACAUUUAUCAUUCAUGUGGGGGAGAGGAGGGGGCGAAAGAGGAAAGGUAAUUAGUUCAUCCAUCGACACCCUCUGUGGUAAUGCUAGGUGGAUCACGCUGCAACCCCAAGUCGCUCACCUGUAGCACAUUCCUUUCUCCUCACACCACAAACACCCGCAAGUCAGAUCAAUAUUUCCUGUUUUUAUCUAUCUAUCACAUUGGAUUCCUUAGGCCGUUGUCUCUUUGGGCGGUUCAUCUUCUUAACAUGCAAUGACCGUACACAGUUAAAAAAAGGUUGCCGGAUUUUUUUCAACUCAUUGGAUUCUGCAUAUCUCGCUGUCUUUGCCUUGCACAGACACGUUUAUAAUCAAGACAACGGAUGUUCGUCAUGACAUAAGCACACACGCAACAGGACAAAAGUGUUCCAUAAUUUGAAUUAACAUCCCCAAGCACAGCUGACAGAAUAACGUACGCGUGACUCGGUGGUUGAACAUUUGGACCAACGUUCAAUGAAUAGACGGUCAGCGUUCGAACUCGGCUGACUUAUGACGGCAAGCAAAUCGGUGGUGGUCGCACCAGUCGCCCUAGACUUUGUCACGAUUUUUUUUACAUUGUUGCUUUUCGCGCCACGUGAUCGUUAGCGAGUGCUCUGGACAGGAGCUUCAAAAAAUGGCGUAACAAGCCGUACCCAUACCAGCAAACAACCAUUGACUCUUAAUGUUCACAUAGGAUAAUUCGAUAUUGUUGUGCUAUAUUAUGAGGUCUUUUUAUUUUUAGCAAAAUCAACGAUGAGCAUCUGGCUGGAAAAUGAAAAACUGGAAUACGUCGUGAGUAAUACCUUUUUAUUUGGCAAAUGAGGUUCUAUUAAAUUAAUUGCAAACAGGUCCUUCCAUUUGAGCAGUGGAAAGCUCGGUAACUUAGAAUAUUAGGCAACUAUGGCUUCCCAGUACCUCGUAACUGGGCAGUGCAAUCUUGGAUUGAGCUUUUCGUUGUUGGUUGCACCGGAAAUUGGGUAUAGCAAUGAUCUUAUGGUCAGAUUUAUGCGUUCUGGUGGGGUAUUUCACUUUCCCCUACCGCUAUAUGGCGGAUUAAGGGAUUUCGGUUGGAUGAUGUGUUCAUAACCCAUCUGAUUGAUUUGAUCUAUUAACUGUCGGUGUUGCGUGUGCGUUUGUUUGAGUCCCCAAGCCUAGCUGGAGCUCAUGUCUUUUUUUGGUGAAAGGGUAACGAUUUGCUACGUAUGACUAAAACGUUAUUCUUGGGCAUUGCUCAUAAGCCAGACGACAAGCUGUGAAACCAGUUUUCGUAGCUCCAACCUUUUACAGUCAAACCACGACCGUUUUUCAAUUUCAGAGAACUCUACCUAUUUCAAACUAAUAUACUUGGAUACCAGUCAAUGGAUGUCUGUGACUGGAAAAAGAACCUAGGCAUUAUUUAGGCAUGCCGCCACCCCGAUUCUUACUGUCCGUUAAUAAAUGCCUAAAAAACGUUAAUAAAAAUAUUUUUGCACAUGUCAUUUUGACCGUCGCAGGGACGGUGACUCGCGAACGAAUUAGUUUAUAAUAGCACCAAGCGUGCGCGACAUCUGUUGCACUUCCUCCUGAGCCUGGUAAAAGAAUAAGUCAGAGCGACCGAGACAGAAUCGGGCACAAUGGCUGAUACAGCUGAACAGGCCGUCUAUGUGCGCGACACACGCCUUGUCAGCGCACGAGGAAACAGGUGAUCACAGAAAGUAGUAAGGGGAGAUUCGCAUUCAAACAGAUUGGAAGCGUCGUUGGGACUAUCUCUAGAAGGAGCCAUUGCAGCCCGACUCUCUGUCCUAGAAGGAGUUGUCGCGUACGUUGACCGUCAUCCAAGUCACGACUUUUAGCGAAUCGUGACAGUACGAAAACAUGUAAAGUUGUUUACAGGGAACAAACGCGCGGCAUUGCGUGGAGCCGCGGUUUUCAAUGUUGACGUAAUUUUUACUUUCCUCUCCCGUGAACCAGGCCACUGAUCGAGGCGGUUAGCCAUCUGAUGUUAAGAUGGAGCGCAGUUAUCUGACUUAGCUAAACAGUCGAUCUGCGUAUAUCAUACACGACCUGACCUCCUUACAAGACAUCUGGUUUUUACACAAGAGGACACACGCUUGGGGUUGGGUAUGACUGGCUGAUGACGGCUAAUAAGCCAGAAAUGGCCAUUCCGGUCUCCCUUGUCUUUGUCGGUACCACACGAUUUACAUGCACAGAUAUAUGCAAUGGUAGGGGGCGCUCACCGAUCGUUCAUACGGAACUCACUCGUUCCGUUGUGCCUUAAGGGCUCUCUCUCGAGCCCGGUAAUACCAUUCUGCCUUUAUAUCAUGCGCCGCUGUGCGGCUGCUGGUUGGGCUCGAGAGAGCCCUUAAGUCACAACGGAACGAGUGAGUUCCGUAUGAACGAUCGGUGAGCUCCCCCUACCAUUGUAUAUUCCCGAUCGAAAACCGACAGGGCAACGGGCUCGUGGCCCAGUGGGUAGAGGCGUGGAGGUAUAAACUAACAGGUCGCGAGUUCGAGGCUCGGGUGCUCCACACUUCGGGCUUGGGUAUGGCUGGCUGACGACGGCUAACAAUCCAGAAAUGACCAUUCCAGUCUCCCUUGUCUUUGUCGGUAAUACCAUUCCACAGAUAUAUGUGUAUAUGUGUAUAUAUGUGUGCGUACAUGUGUCUAGCAAUUGAACCUGUCGGCGAUCUACUUGAGAGUCAAUAUGACGACGAGACCAAUAAGCUUAAACGAGCGCACCUUAUCCAGAUGCUCCAUUUUUGCCUCAAGACCUAUUUCACCUUUGAAGAAACGGUCUAUGAACAAAUCAAAGGACCUCCAAUGGGUUCGCCGCUGUCUGGUUUCAUUGCUGAGGCGGUCCUUCAAAAGUUAGUGACGCUGGUGUUCACAACCCGCAGACCAAUAUUUUGGGUACGGUAUGUGGACGAUACCUUCGUAAUCCUCAAGCGGGAGAUGGUCUUCGAAUUUCACACGAUCCUGAACUCUGUUUUUUUCCGGACAUCCAGUUCACAAGGGAGGCAGAAGUCAACAACCAGCUAGCGUUCCUAGACGUCCUGGUCCACCGCAAAAGCAAUGGGAGCCUAAAAACGACGGUUUACAGAAAGGCCACCAACACACAUCAGGUCCUCAGUUACUACAGUAACCACCCGUUGUGCCAUAAGCGUAGCUGUGUGCGGACUGUUUACAAGAGGGCGGAAACUCACUUCAGCGAGGCAGCCGACAAAGUGGCUACAUAUAAUGAGAAUAUUUCCGAAGCAGUCGCUCGUCUCUUACAACCACUGGGGUUCGGCGUCGCCCACAGACCUGAAGCGACAAUAAGACGUCUGGGCAUGAGGCCCAAGGCCCCUCUGUCACGAGGCGAAACAGCCAACGUCGUCUACCGUGUCCAGUGCAGUUCAUGUGAGGCGAACCAUGUUGGAAAGACCGGAAAACGCCUACAAACCCGCAUGCGUGAGCACGCCAGGGCAGUGAGAAGGAUUGACCAACACUCACUGGUGGCGGAACAUUGUGCUGCCUCUGGACACACUUUCGCCGUCCAGAACGCCGAAAUCCUAGGCCGAGGUACCGACCAGACAGCCAGGGAAACUCUCGAAGCCUGGCACACCGUACCAACUCCCAUCAACCGCUGCACGAUUCUCCCGGCGGCUAACCAGGCCCUACGAGUGCGGUUCAACCAACGGAAUCAAAGGCAGGAAGUCAGGACCACAAGCCCAAGUGAACACCGUUCGCGCCCAAACACCGAUGACGGAGAUCAGCAGGCCGAUAAAGUAGACACAGACAACGGGCCAGCAACCACCGAGGUGCACACGGGCAGAGGCAAACGGGCGACAAUCACGAGAAGCGCGGGUCAGGCACAACAAAUGCGGGCAAUGCAGACGAGGUCAAUGACCGUUGCCAUCCGGACACAGCCCACCCGACGAGGAGGCGCAGGAAGGGACCGACUAGCACGACUGCAAUUAACUUCUCCCCCCGCAGAAGACACUGCACGAAUAGCAGUAGGAACGACAACACUCCCGCAUGCUCAGCACCCGUAAAUAAUGUGAGGCGCCGUACAGAACCCACCUCCGACGAUGGAAGCUUGUUUGCUUUUGAAACUUCAGGAUAUUAAAUCUUUGAUUCCCGAGAUCGUCCCUUCUUCUCAUUUAUCCCCAGGGACGCGCAUUUUCGCUUUAAUUGGCCAUAUAUGUGUGUAUGUGUGGAUAUAAGUGAAAAAGGUAUGUGCACGCGUAUAUGGGCUUUGAGGACUGCGUGCGCAUGCCAUGCCACACUCCAGCAAACCAUGGCCUUCUCAGCCUGGUGCGUGCUGGCAGUCCUCUGGCACCUGAUUCCCUGCCGGUGGAUGCGUUUGCACUCCUGCUAGGUACAUAGGCCAUUUUUUGGUUGUCCAGUAAAUUGUCUUAUACUCCUUUUUCUGCCCCGUGUUUGUUGUUGGUUAAAAUACUCGUCAGUUGUUUGCUGUGGGUCAGGGAGUGUGGUGGUACACCUAGGCGCGGAUCCGGCUCUCUCAGCCACUUGUACUUUCUUUCACCUCUGUCUUCUGGUCUAUAUUUUGACACUGGGUUCGGGUGGGGAAGGGGGGAGCGCGGUAGAUCCUAUGCAAGUACGCCACCACUAGAACCUACUUCGCGCACAAGCCACCGUGCCUGCUCUCACCUGUAGGCUCAAGGUGGACAUCGUUGGCAACGACGGUCGAAUUGUCAUCAUAUAUGUGAACAUACGCAUAUCUGUUAGAAUUAUUUUUAUAAACUACGUCUCGGUCAUGUUUUGUUUUUCAUUUUCAGGCCAGAGUUGACAGCAACAGCACCAUGUUCGACUUUUCACUUUUGGGCAAGCCAGCAAGGAUAAUUCGUCGCCUUGAUCCCUCGCAGUCCUUGUCAUCUUUUGAACUCCUCAUCGAGGGCAAAACGGUCUCCUAG